Messenger RNA from Coregonus sp. 'balchen', 15190 nucleotides. The record is from the annotation of a GenBank genome assembly. Lineage: Eukaryota; Metazoa; Chordata; Actinopteri; Salmoniformes; Salmonidae.
AUGUCUGUGCUCCAGCAGCCAGUGUUUGAGUCAGUCCAGCCAGGAGACUCUGUGACUCUGAACUGUACAAUACACAUUGAGACCUGUGUAGGACAACACAGUGUCUAUUGGUUCAGACAUGGCUCAGGAGAAUCCCAUCCAGGAAUCAUUUACACCCAUGGAGACAGGAGUGAUCAGUGUGAGAAGAUCCCUGAUGCUGGGUCUCCUACACAGAGCUGUGUCUACAAUCUCCCCAAGAGGAACCUCAGCCUCUCUGAUGCUGGGACUUACUACUGUGCUGUGGCCUCAUGUGGGGAGAUACUGUUUGGGAAACGGGACCAUGCUGGACAUUGACCGUAAGUGAUACUUCUGACAUUCAGUUAUAUUAAAAUCUAUAUAAUCAAAGUUCUUUAGAUUGUAGGCAAGGUAUCAUUCAAAUACCUUUGUUUUUCUAUAUCAUUCAGAUACUUUUGUUUUCCUAUAUCCUUCAGAUAUCUUUGUACAUGAGAGAAGAAAGUAUGACUCUCAGAUCAGGCAGAGUCUUGUUGGUGUCUUAAACAUUGUCACGGCUUUAUCCCUCAGUGUCUCAGUGUUUCUAUUCCUAUUUGAUAUUUCACAGAUGGUUGUAAGGAGGACCAUCUUCCUUUCAUGUACUUCCUGGGCGUAGCGUUGGGUCUGUGUGUCAUCCUCAUCAUUGUCCUUACUUGUGUUUUUUACAAGAUGAGCAAGUGCACAGGUAAGCAAAAUUAUUGUGCAUUAUACAGUAUGCUUAUCAAUUGUUGGUACAGUAACAUUAUUUUACAUGUUUUGGUCAAAAUUGGUCAUAAAGGCUCUUCGUUGUAUGAUGAUGAUGAUGAUUAUAUUGAUUAUUGUGUUUGAUUGAAAGGAACGCACCCUCAGCCAAGUGCUCCUGCAGUCCCCAGUCAUGAUAACCAGGUAACCUGACCUAACACUUGGUUAGCUGUUGCAGAAUCAAUGUAUUUUUCCUACAAUCAAAAUAUGAAAAUAUGCAUUAUAUUAGAAGGGUUGUUUCACAAUACCGCAAUACUUAGACUAAUAUAUAUUUUUUAAACAUUUAAACAUUUUUUUUUAGUCAUUUAGCAGACACUCUUAUCCAGAGCGACUUACAGGAGCAAUUAGGGUUAAGUGCCUUGCUCAAGGGCACCGACAGAUAUUAUUAUUAUUAUAUAUAUAUAUUUUUUUUUUCGCCUAGUCGGCUCGGGGAUUAGAACCAGCGACCUUUCGGUUACUGGCACAACGCUCUUAACCACUAACCACCUGCUACCAAAUAUUUUGAUUUUCAUUUUUGCUAUUCCUCUCAGGAUCAAGAGCCUGAUACUCUCCAUUACGCCGCUCUGAACGUCAUCCACCAGAAACCGAAGGCCGGGAGACAAAGGAGCGCUAUGGAGAGAGACACUGUGUACUCUGGGGUGAGACGCCAAAACAUGGACUGAAAUGUCAACCUUUCCUCUUUAAUAACUUGCAUUGAUUUAUUGUGUUCUACACUGUAUGCAUGUAUGACUGUGGCUUUUUCAUUGUAAGGUACAAUUACUUGUAUUUUGUCAAGCUCCUUUUUACAUUGAUACUGUUGUUCAAUUUUGAACAAAUAAAACAUUCAACUGCUUUCAUAUAGAGGUAUUGAUUGAUUUUCAUUCAUAUUUUUCUCUGUCCUUACAUUUAUACAACGCUUUAACCCACAUAUUCAGUGUGCAACAACCAUAUCAAGCCUAUGCUCAAUGUAAAGAAGAUGGUUGGCUGCAUAAUAACUGUUAAUAUGUAUCUAAUGCUGGUGUUUUAGCCUGUUAAAGUGUCUUAUUUUAGCUGUAUCUUGUUUCACAGCUCUCUGUGGUGUUAUGACUGCCCUAAAUAGAUUUUCCACUCACGUAAACUCAACUCUAACUCCCAGCAUGUCACGUUCGUCUAAUGACGGGUCAGACCAAGGCGCAGCGUGAUAUACGUACAUGUUUAUUAAACCAAAUAAACACAACGACAAAACAACAAACUAAACGAAACGUGAAGUCCAAGGUAGCGCGCGCACACAACAUACCUUACACGGAACAAGAUCCCACAACCCACUAGUGCCAAUAGGCUGCCUAAGUAUGAUCCCCAAUCAGAGACAACGAGCUACAGCUGCCUCUGAUUGGGAACCACACCGGCCAACAUAGAUAUACACAUAAUAGAUCCAAACAUAGAAAACACCACAAAGAAUAUACACACCCUGACUCAACAUUUAAGAGUCCCCUGAGUCAGGGCGUGACACAGCAAUGACCGUCAGUCCUCACCACACUCUCUUUUCACACACCAUCAAAACCACAAACAUCCAUGUCACUAAAAGCACAACUCUCUCUCUCCAUAAGAAAAGACUGAACUAAAAAUAAACUUCUUAGCUGAAUAUACUUUGAACAGAAUUGAUAUGGUUGAGAGACUGAUUUCAAAUAUGACAAUGUUCACAUAGUAACUGAGCAGUUUUCACAACCUAUUGACAAAAUGUGAAUAUGUAUAAGUGCACCUUGUAGGACUGCAAUCCAUUUCUUUUUCAACCGGGAGCAGCAGUGUACAUGGAAGUCCCCAUAACUGCCUCAACAGUAGAGUUGGCAGCAACAUGUAGUUGUCAAAAUGUUUAAAAUGUUCACUAAUUUGAUGAAGUAUCAUUGACAACUUGCUUUUCUGUGAUAGUUCAUGUGUCUAGCCGAAAUAGCAGUCAAGUAAAUGCCAAAAAAGACAAUGUGUGGCAAUGAAGAAUCUAUAACAAUGUAAUAUAGUUAUUAAAUGCUUAUUACAGAUCUAUAACAUGUUAGAAAUAAUUUACAGUUGCUUUAAGUAGCAACCAUCUAAAAAGCCAGGCAGUCAUCAUCACUGGAUCAUUACUACUAACCUCAACAUAGUUAUAAUAAAGUGUAACUUAGUAACAAGGAGCAACAAUCACUCAAAAUGGAACAGGUAGUAGAGUGAUCUGUAUGAUGAAGACAAUGACUCAUGUGUUUGAGUGUGUAGUUUUGUAAUUGAGUUCCAGGGAGUCUUUGCAUUAGUAAGGCAACAAACCUAUUUUUCAAGUCAUAUCUCCUCUAAAAUGUCUUGACCUUCUUUUAGAUGUGUUGAUCGCAUGACACUCACAUCCACCCACACACAGCUAACAAGUUCACAGGUACUUGCGAUCUGCUCUAAGUACAAGGCCAUAUCUAGGCUUUGGUCAGGCCUGCUGGCCUUGUACACACAGGACCCUCCUACCUGCUCUCUGUGUCUCUGUGGUUUUCAGCAGGAUGUCUAUCUGGUGUCAGUCUGUUGUUUUCACAUUUGUUGCUGUUGUUCAUGUUCCUACUGACAGCUUGCAGUCACAGCAAACCAGUUCUUUAUAAACUUACUCUGAUAUACAGUGCCCUCCACAAUUAUUGGCACCCCUGUUUAAGAUGUUGUCGAGGACUUCCAAAAAUUCUCCUUUUUUUUUUAACAACAUAGAACCCAAAUGCAAAAAAAGAGAAAAAUCCAAACUUUUAUUUAAGUACAUUACUUUGGUGUAAAAAAAAAAAAUCACACAUUUAGAAAAAAAAAACUUGAAAUCAUGUGUCCCACAAUUAUUGGCACCCCUGAUGUUAAUACUUUGUACAACCCCCUUUUGCCAACAAGACAGCACUUAAUCUCCUCCUAUAACAUUUCACAAGAUUGGAGAACACAGAGAGAGGGAUCUUUGACCAUUCUUCUUUGCACAAUCUUUCUAGAUCAUCCAGUUUCCUGGGUCCUCUCUUAUGCACUCUCCUCUUUAGCUCGCCCCACAGGUUUUCGAUUGGGUUGAGGUCUGGGGACUGAGAUGGCCAUGGGAGGACCUUGAGUUUGUGACUGCUGAACCAUUUUUGUGUAGAUUUUGCCACAUGUUUUGGAUCAUUAUCCUGCUGAAAGACCCAAUGACGACCCAUCUUCAGCUUUCUGGCAGAGGCCAUCAGGUUUUUAUUUAAAAUGUCCUGGUAGUUCAAAGCGUUCAUAAUGCCAUGCACCCUAACAAGGUUCCCAGGGCCUUUGGAAGAGAAACAGGCCCACAGCAUCACAGAUCCUCCACCAUACUUCACGGUGGGCAUGAGGUGCUUUUCGGCAUACUCAUCUUUUGUUUUACGCCAGCCACUUAGAGUGUUUGUUGCCAAAAAGCUCAAUCUUAGUCUCAUCUGACCAAAGCGCACGAUCCCAGUUGAAGUCCCAGUGCCGCUUAGCAAACUCCAGACGUUUACGUUUGUGAGUGUUAGUGAGAAAAGGCUUUUUCCUUGCAUGCCUCCCAAACAGCUUGUUGGCAUGUAGAGAGAGUCUGAUGGUUGUUUUGGAGACUUUGUGACCCCAAGAUGCCACUCUUUGAUGCAAUUCUGUGACAGUGAGCUUAGGACUUUUUUUUACUUCUCUUACCAUCCUCCUCACUGUGCGUUGUGGCAAGAUAAACUUGGGACCUCUUCCAGCCUUGUGUGUCACUGUUCCAGUUGUUUUAAACUUCUUAAUGAUUCCUCUGAUUGUAGAUACGGGCAAGUUAAGGCGAGUGGCUAUUUUCUUGUAGCCAUUGCCUGACUUAUGAAGGUCGACACAAAUCUGCCUUACUUGAAUGGUGUGUUCUCUUGUCUUUGCCAUGUUGACAAAUGGGUAAGAUAAUUAGGCCUCUGUGUCACGUCAUAUUUAUACCCCAGGGAAACAGGAAGUCAUGAAUUACUAAUUAAAAGUUCCUAGAUACCCUGACCAACUUUAGCAACUACAGAAAAAUAUAUUUAAAAAAAAAUCAAUUACAAUUUUCAGCGGAAUUGUUAGGGGUGCCAAUAAUUGUGGGACACAUGAUUUCAAGUUUUUAUUUUCUAAAUGUGUGAUUUUUUUUUUUACCUUCAAAGUAAUGUACUUAAAUAAAAGGUUGAAUUUUUCUAUUUUUUUGCAUUUGGGUUCUAUGUUGUUUAAAAAAAAAUAGAAUUUUUGGAAGUCCUCGACCACAUCUUAAACAGGGGUGCCAAUAAUAGUGGAGGGCACUGUAUAUAGUUAUCUGAAAUCAGUUACAAACCACAAAGAACUGCUCAUGAAAUCUAUUUGAACUCUCCGAGUUAAGCAUCUCAUGUCAUGUGUAAUACAGCACCAUCUAUACUAUAUCUAUGGGCUCAGGGGGAGGGGCCUUUUUAUGAUGAUGUCAUGGCAGAAAUAGUACCUUCUCAAUCAGUCAAGUGUUCUAGGACUUCUGCAGGGUUCUCUGUAAGGAGACCAAUAGAGGAGGAUUCUCCUUCUGAUAGAUUGCCUCCUAUGAGAACCACACUAACCAGACAGUGAUACAGAGUGGAUAAAGUGUGUCGUAUAUUGGUUAUAUUAGGCUGGGGUGUCCAAUCAGUCAUGCACUCUUAGGUGUUACAUUUUAGUUAGUGCAUGUUUCUGUGAAUGAUAGGGAAUGAGACUGACAUACAAUUGACUUGUUUCAUUCUAUAGUUGUUUAUCUCAUAUACACUCCCACAGCUCCCACAUGUUCGUCAUUUAGAAGAUGCUCUUAUCCAGAGCAAAUUACCGGAGCAAGUAGGGUUAAGUGCCUUGCGCAUGGGGACAUGCACUGAUUUUUCACCUAGUUGGUGCGGGGAUUUGAACUAGCGACCUUUCGGUUACUGUCCCAAUGCUCUUAACCGCUAGACAGGACAAUAUAUGUUCUAUGUAUAACAGCCCUCCUAUGGGUCAUCUGGAGUACUGUAACUGUUGAAUGACUGUUGAAAUAAUAAUCGUUUUCUUUCAAAUAAUUUAGGUACACUUGGUUUUGCUGGUCUUCUGCAAUGGAGGCAAGAUAAAUCAAGUGUAACUAAAGUAAGUGUAGAAAACGAAUAGUCUACUAUUUUGACCCAGUGUUCUCCAGAGAGGUGAGAAAACUAAUAGUCUACUAUUUUGACCCAGUGUUCUCCAGAGAGGUGAGAAAACUAAUAGUCUACUAUUUUGACCCAGUGUUCUCCAGAGAGGUGAGAAAACGAAUAGUCUACUAUUUUGACCCAGUGUUCUCCAGAGAGGUGAGAAAACUAAUAGUCUACUAUUUUGACCCAGUGUUCUCCAGAGAGGUGAGAAAACUAAUAGUCUACUAUUUUGACCCAGUGUUCUCCAGAGAGGUGAGAAAACGAAUAGUCUACUAUUUUGACCCAGAGUUCUCCAGAGAGGUGAGAAAACUAAUAGUCUACUAUUUUGACCCAGUGUUCUCCAGAGAGGUGAAAAACGAAUAGUCUACUAUUUUGACCCAGUGUUCUCCAGAGAGGUGAGAAAAUAAACCACGAAACAAGUAAAACCUUCAAGACAGUUACUUACAUUCUACAGCAUCCUGUGUCUCAGUGAGUCCAGCCAGUAGACUGUGUGACUCUGUAGGGUGCAAUAGACCACAAGACCAUGGUCGUCUGAAUCAGGCGUUAACAAAGAAGAUUGGUUCCAGUUCAACCAAUCAAAUCAAAUCAAAUCAAAUUUGCCCAUUGUUGAAGUGUUAUACAUGUGUAGACUUUCUCCACGCAAGAUGAUAUAUUCAAUGAUGGUGUCCCUGUUUAUGAUAUUUCUAAUUCUGAAACAAAUUGUUAAGUUAUAUAACUUUACCAAGGACUUCAAUGGGACUAAUCGUCUGAAUGUGAAAAGAGGAGUUGACAGCUUUAACCUGACCAUCUCCAAGACACAGUUAGGGGACUCAGCUACAUACUACUGCGGUGCUAUUGAAGUGGGCAAAGUCAAAUUUGGACAAGGAGCUGUUUUGAUUGUCAAAGGUAAACUAACUUAGUUCUUUAUUUUGGAAGUUCAUUUUGCAGCCAUGAAAUUCUAAAUAUACAUUAGAAAUGGUAUAUUGUAAUUGUAAAUAAAUCUAGCAGGACAUUAAUCAUGAUAUUAAUCUGUCACUCUUUUCAGAUUUAGAGUCCAACAGCAUGUCUGUGCUCCAGCAGCCUGUGUCUGAGUCAGUCCAGCCAGGAGACUCUGUGACUCUGAACUGUACAAUACACACUGAGACCUGUGUAGGAGAACACAGUGUCUAUUGGUUCAGACAUGGCUCAGGAGAAUCCCGUCCAGGAAUCAUUUACACCCAUGGAGAAAGGAGUGAUCAGUGUGCGAAGAGCCCUGAGGCUGGGUCUCCUACACAGAGCUGUGUUUACAACCUCCCCAAGAAGAAACUCAGCCUCUCUGAUGCUGGGACUUACUACUGUGCUGUGGCCUCAUGGGGAGAUACUGUUUGGGAACGGGACCAAGCUGGACAUUCAAGGUAGGUUUUUUAUAUAUUUUACUAAUCUACUGUGUAGAAUAUACAUUUACUUGCUGUUCUACAUUUACAUUUACAUUUCAGUCAUUUAGCAGACGCUCCUAUCCAGAGCGACUUACAGUUAGUGCAUACAUUACAUUAUUAUUUUUAUAUAUAUAUUUUUCAUACCCCCCGUUCUGAGUGUCCUCAAAUAAUGUUUGAAUCUCCACAGGCCGUAGGGCAGACCCUCUUCUCUUGGAGUACUGCCUGGGUGUAGCAUUGGCUUUCUCCUUAAUCCUGAUCAUUGUCCUUGCUUGCAUCAUGUAUAAAAUGAACCAGAGAAAGUGUCUGCAGUGCAGAGGUAAGUUACUUUUUCUUAGAGGUUGCUCUUCUUUAAUAUUACCAUCUCUGGAUGUAUCUGUAGUGGAAGAAGGGACUGUAUCUUUAUCUUUGGGGUAUUUCCUUUCAGGACCCGUCUCUAUGACAACAUGUCCAUCAGUCUCUUCUACAGAUGCAGGGGUAAGUAGAAUUCCUUCCAUUUUGUAUUACCAUAAAAAUAUGUAUGAAAAUGUUUAUAGUGAAUAAUAACAUAUAGUAAUAUUUCUCCUUCCCCCCUUUAUAAUUGUUUCUCACAGGCCCAAGAUGCAGACAAUCUCCAUUACGUAGCUCUGAAUCUGAGAAACAAGAAGAACAGGUCUGGAAGACAGAGAAGCCAAAUGGAGGAAGAGACAGUGUAUGCUGGGAUCAGACAGUAGAACUGGAUGAAUGAAACAGUCCAAUGAAUUAGCUUUUUAUUAACUCUCACUUUAUUAACAUUAUUAGCUGAAUUACUGUAACUAAUAAUUACUGUAGCUACUUGAAUUAAGUGCAUUGCUUCUCUGAAAAACUAAUUUUGCUUGUGAUAAUAUCAAUAAAGCAUUUAACAGCAGUCAAGACAAAGGAAGUUGAAUGUAUUUAUUUAGGCCAUACUCAGGAAUCUUUAAAGGUGAAAUAUGCAGAAAUCGCUACGCCAUUUCCUGGUUGCUAAAAUUCUAAUAGUUUGCCUAAUUUCAGUUUAUGUGACAAAACAACCAAUGCAUAGUGUAGAGAAUCAUUGUACCAUCUAAACCGCUGUGAAAUAUAUUUUCAAUAACCAAAAAUAUUGUAUUUUCAGCUGUUUAAAACUGCUGUACAAAACCGAAAGUAAAAGAUGCAAAAACAAAACUUAAGAACAGAAAGCUUAGAAAUAGUGCACUUAGAUCAGAACUACCGCUUCUUAGACUUGCAUUAAUUGAGAAUGACACAUCUAUAACUCACAUUUCUAUUGGUCAGGUCGCCCAAAAAGUUACAUAUUGCAGCUUUAAUUUGUAGUGUUAAACCGUUUUUUCUCUUCUCAGUAACACACCCUCAAUCACACAGCAACCUAUUUACAGUUAGUUUGCGGUCAGUGAUGAACACAAGAUGAGGAUGUAUCUAUGCUUUGUUAGGGCCUGCUGGCUUUGAACAUAGGACCCUCUGCUCUCUUUCUUUCUCUCUGCUGUUGCUCUCUCUCUCUCUCUCUCUCUCUCUCUCUCUCUCCUCUCUGCUCUCUCUCUCAUCUCUCUCUCUCUCUUCUCAUCUCCUUCUCUCUCCUCUCUCCGUCUCUCUUCUCCUCUCUCUCCUCAAUCUCUCUCUCUCCCCUCGAUCCUUUCCUCUCUCUCUGUGGUUUUCAGACAUGGAUGUCUCAGAACUCUUAGCUCUCUCCAUACCGUAGGCUAUACCACUUGCUCUUCAAGUUGACCCACUUUAACAACAGUCAAAACCAAACUCUUUUUGAUGAGGCAGCUUAUCUACUAUACAUAGUCUACUGAAAUCUGUGGAAAAAACACAAUGAGCUAUUUAUGAGGUAGGUUAAUUUCACCUAGAUUCUGUAGUUUCUAGUCAAAACACAACACAGUUUUAACUGUGAAGAAAGAAUUGAUCAUCACCUAUAGGCCUAGAGAGGAAUCUGCCUCCUCAAUACAAAAUCAUGGGAAUGGGAUUCUAUCCAUCCAAAUCCAUCGAGUGUAAAUCCUGGAAUUAGAGAUUUUUUUACCAGAGAUGUUUUUUAGUGAGGUGAUAUGGACCGUGGUGAUAGAAGCCCUAGUGCAUAUAUGUUGUAUGUCAUGUUUUUUAAUACAUGUGAUUGCUGGUACUGAGUCCUCAUCACAAACUUCAGGACAGUGGGUCAUAUCCAGCCAAUGUUGGAAGACUCAGUGAUUGUGGCACUGCUUUCUAUGAAGGCCACCUGGAACUGCAUAUCUCCUGGUACCAAGCAAACCCUUGAGAGAAGCUUCAACUCUUAUCAACCGUCGAUAAGUUUGACAGGAACGCAACAUUUUACCAUGAGUUUAAGGAUAACCCUCGCUUCUCAGUGGAAAAUGGCCAAGAAAAGAAUCACCUAAGGAUCUCAGACAUGCAGCAUAGAAAUAGCGCCCUUAGAACAGAACUACCGCUUCUUAGACUUGCAUUAAUUGAGAAUGACACAUCUAUAAUUCACAUUUCUAUUGGUCAGGUCGCCCAAAAAGUUACAUAUUGCAGCUUUAAUUUGUAGUGUUAAACCGUUUUUUUCUCUUCUCAUGCCAGUAACACACCCUCAAACACACAGCAACCUAUUUACAGUUAGUUUGCGGUCAGUGAUGAACACAAGAUGAGGAUGUACAGUGGGGGAAAAAAGUAUUUAGUCAGCCACCAAUUGUGCAAGUUCUCCCACUUAAAAAGAUGAGAGAGGCCUGUAAUUUUCAUCAUAGGUACACGUCAACUAUGACGGACAAAAUGAGGAAAAAAAAUCCAGAAAAUCACAUUGUAGGAUUUUUUAUGAAUUUAUUUGCAAAUUAUGGUGGAAAAUAAGUAUUUGGUCAAUAACAAAAGUUUCUCAAUACUUUGUUAUAUACCCUUUGUUGGCAAUGACACAGGUCAAACGUUUUCUGUAAGUCUUCACAAGGUUUUCACACACUGUUGCUGGUAUUUUGGCCCAUUCCUCCAUGCAGAUCUCCUCUAGAGCAGUGAUAUUUUGGGGCUGUCGCUGGGCAACACGGACUUUCAACUCCCUCCAAAGAUUUUCUAUGGGGUUGAGAUCUGGAGACUGGCUAGGCCACUCCAGGACCUUGAAAUGCUUCUUACGAAGCCACUCCUUCGUUGCCCGGGUGGUGUGUUUGGGAUCAUUGUCUUGCUGAAAGACCCAGCCACGUUUCAUCUUCAAUGCCCUUGCUGAUGGAAGGAGGUUUUCACUCAAAAUCUCACGAUACAUGGCCCCAUUCAUUCUUUCCUUUACACAGAUCAGUCGUCCUGGUCCCUUUGCAGAAAAACAGCCCCAAAGCAUGAUGUUUCCACCCCCAUGCUUCACAGUAGGUAUGGUGUUCUUUGGAUGCAACUCAGCAUUCUUUGUCCUCCAAACACGACGAGUUGAGUUUUUACCAAAAAGUUAUAUUUUGGUUUCAUCUGACCAUAUGACAUUCUCCCAAUCCUCUUCUGGAUCAUCCAAAUGCACUCUAGCAAACUUCAGACGGGCCUGGACAUGUACUGGCUUAAGCAGGGGGACACGUCUGGCACUGCAGGAUUUUAGUCCCUGGCGGCGUAGUGUGUUACUGAUGGUAGGCUUUGUUACUUUGGUCCCAGCUCUCUGCAGGUCAUUCACUAGGUCCCCCCGUGUCGUUCUGGGAUUUUUGCUCACCGUUCUUGUGAUCAUUUUGAAAACAUGGGGUGAGAUCUUGCGUGGAGCCCCAGAUCCAGGGAGAUUAUCAGUGGUCUUGUAUGUCUUCCAUUUCCUAAUAAUUGCUCCCACAGUUGAUUUAUUCAAACCAAGCUGCUUACCUAUUGCAGAUUCAGUCUUCCCAGCCUGGUGCAGGUCUACAAUUUUGUUUCUGGUGUCCUUUGACAGCUCUUUGGUCUUGGCCAUAGUGGAGUUUGAAGUGUGACUGUUUGAGGUUGUGGACAGAUGUCUUUUAUACUGAUAACAAGUUCAAACAGGUGCCAUUAAUACAGGUAACGAGUGGAGGACAGAGGAGCCUCUUAAAGAAGAAGUUACAGGUCUGUGAGAGCCAGAAAUCUUGCUUGUUUGUAGGUGACCAAAUACUUAUUUUCCACCAUAAUUUGCAAAUAAAUUCAUUAAAAAUCCUACAAUGUGAUUUUCAGGAUUUUUUUUUCUCAUUUUGUCUGUCAUAGUUGACGUGUACCUAUGAUGAAAAUUACAGGCCUCUCUCAUCUUUUUAAGUGGGAGAACUUGCACAAUUGGUGGCUGACUAAAUACUUUUUUCCCCCACCGUACAUAGGGACCCUCUGCUCUCUUUCUUUCUCUCUGCUGUUGUUCUCUCUCUCUCUCUCUCUCUCUCUCUCUCCCUCUAGUCUUCCCUCUCUCAUCUCUCCACCCUCUUCUCUCUCCUCUCUCUCUCCUCUCUGCUGUUGUCUCUCUCUCCUCUCUCUCUCUCUCCUCUCUCUCCUCUCUCUCCCUCUUCUCAUCUCCCUCUCUUCCUCUUCUCUCUCUCCUCUCUCUUCCUCCUCUCCUCUCUCUCUCUCUCUCCUCUCUCUCUCUGUGGUUUUCAGACGGAGUCUCAGAAAUCUUAGCUCUCUCAUACCGUAGGCUAUACUACUUGCUCUUCAAGUUGACCAUUUUAACAACAGUAAACCAACUCUUUUGAUGAGGCAGCUUAUCUAUACAUAGUCUACUGAAAUCUGUGAAAAAACACAAUGAGCUAUUUAUUUAAUCAUUUGACCUAGAUCUGUAGUUCUUAGUCAAACACAACACAGUGUUAACUGUGAAGUAUUAUCAUCACCUAUAGGCCUAGAGGAAUCUGCCUCCUCAAUAACAAAAUCAUGGGAAGGGAUUCUAUCCAUCCAAUCCAAUCGAGUGUAAAUCCUGAAUUAGAGAUUUUUUUCCAGAGAUGUUUUUAGUGAGGUGAAGUGACCGUGGUUAUAGAAGCCCUAGUGGAUAACAGUGUCAUAGCCUGCACGUUCCGAACAAGUUCACAACUAUGAGUGUCUUGACGUAAACAACAGUAGCUGUAGUGAUAAAGAAUAAGGGAUGCCAAACUUGAAUGAUUAUUACUAAAUUUGUACUAAAUAUAUAAGGAUAAGAAUAUACCUAUAAUAAAAUAUUUGUGUGUCUGAUUCAGUCCAACCACGAGACUCAGUUACUCUGUACAAUGUGAAGAAGAUUGUCUUAACGGAAUAAGGUGUCAACAAAAAUGAUGCGUCCAGUUCGACCAAUCAUCUGUAACUCCAUUGUUGAAGUGUUGUCUACAUAGGUGGACUUUUUCCACUCAAGACAGGUUGUGAGGAGGAUGACAACUUCAAAGAUGAUCACACUGUGUCUGAUAUUUCCACUUCUUGUAGAGAUAGGUAAGUCCAACUUUUAUAUUUCUCUGCUUAUGUGAUGUCCACCUUUGAUUUGGAUGCAUGAGAUAUCACAUUUAAUACUUUACAGCAACUUUGAAUAUUCUAAGUUGUAUUUGGGGUAUGUAACAGCAAAUAUGUUGUAUUGUUCAUGUUCUUUAAUACAUGUGGUAGCUGGUACUGAGUCCUCAUCCAAACUUCAGGACAGUGUUCUCAUAUCAGCCAACGUUGGAGAUGCAGUGAUUGUGCACUGCUUCUAUGAAGGCCACAUGGACAUGCUGUCACGCCCUGGCUCUGGGACUCUGUUAUGUUGAGCCAGGGUGUGUAGUUUCUAUAAUUUUGUGUUCUAGGUUCAUUAUCUAGCUGAUGUGUUUUCUAUGUUGGCCGGUAUGGUUCUCAAUCAGAGGCAACGUGAAUCAGCUGUUGAUUGUUGUCUCUGAUUAGGAACCAUACUUAGGCAGCCUGUUUUGCCACAGUGUUUGUGGGAUCUUGUUCCGUGUAUGGUUAGUGUCUGUUACCAAGGACGUCACGUAUCGUUUUGUUGUUUUGUUUCGUGUGGAAAUAAAUAAGUAUGUUCGCAAAUCACGCUGCGCAUUGGUCCACUGUGUAUGACGAUCGUGACAGAAGAUCCCACCAUAACUGGACCAAGCAGCGUGUCCAGGAGCCAACGCCAGAGGUGAAUCUAGCGGAUAUCCACCUCGACUGGGUCAAGCAGCGUGUCCAGAAGCCAACGCCAGAGAGGACUCUAGCGGAUAUCCACCUCGACUGGGUCAAGCCGCGUGAGAAGGAGAGAGGUUGGACUUGGGAGCAGAGGCUGGAGAGUCUGGCGAGAGCCAUGGAGGCCAUAGCCACGGGGGAGAGACGAACCCAAUACAUUUUUAGGGGGGGGCUCACACCGUGGACGACGGGACUGCUGGAGGCAGAUAAGGGGCGAGUUAGUGGACGAGGAGAGAAGGCCACCGGGUUACGGGAGCCAUUGGCGAGUCGGGGGAAGGAGAAUGUAGAGGCACGGCGAGAGGUACUGAGGUGUGUUGCCAGUCCGGUCUGGCCCGUUCCUGAUCCCCGGGUAAGGUCAGUGGUGUGUGUUCCCAGUGCGGUCCGGCCUGUUCCUGUCCCUCGCACCAAGCCUGUGAUGCACGUCGCCAGCCUGGUCCGGCCUGUUCCUGCCUCUCGCACCAAGCCUACGGUGCGCGUCGCCAGCCCGGCCCGGCCUGUUCCUGCUCCCCGCACCAAGCCAAUGGUGCGCGUCGCCAGCCCGGCCCGGCCUGUUCCUGCUCGCCGCACCAAGCCAAUGGUGCGCGUCGCCAGCCCGGCCCGGCCUGUUCCUGCUCCCCGCACCAAGCCUGUGGUGCGCGUCGCCAGCCCGGCCCGGCCCGUUCCUGCACCCCGCACCAAGCCUGUGGUGCGCAUCGUCAGCCCGGUUCGGCCCGUCCCUGCUCCCCGCACCAAGCCUGUGGUGCGCAUCGUCAGCCCGGUCCGGCCCGUCCCUGCUCCCCGCACCAAGCCUGUGGUGCGCUUCGUCAGCCCGGUUCGGCCCGUCCCUGCUCCCCGCACCAAGACUGUGGUGCGCGUCGUCAGCCCGGUCCGGCUCGUUCCUGCUCCCCGCACCAAGCCUGUGGUGCGCGUCGUCAGUCCGGCACAGCCCGUGCCUGGGUCACCGGUGCCUGGUCAGGUACCGGUCAGCUGCUCCACAUCGGAGCCUAAGCAAUCCGCUCCACCGAUGUCCAGUCCAGCUCCAGCCGGCGGGGCCAGACCGGACCAGGGGCGCUACGGGGGGAUUGUUGGAGGGUGGUGGUCAAGCCCGGAGCCGGAACCGCCUCCGAGGAGGAAAGCCCACCCGGCCCUCCCCUGUUCGGUUUAUGUUUGGCGCGGUCGCAAUCCGCGUCUUUGGGGGGGGGGGGUACUGUCACGCCCUGGCUCUGGGGACUCUGUUAUGUUGAGCCAGGGUGUGUAGUUUCUAUGAUUUUGUGUUCUAGGUUCAUUAUCUGGCUGAUGUGUUUUCUAUGUUGGCCGGUGUGGUUCUCAAUCAGAGGCAACGUGAAUCAGCUGUUGAUUGUUGUCUCUGAUUGGGAACCAUACUUAGGCAGCCUGUUUUGCCACAGUGUUUGUGGGAUCUUGUUCCGUGUAUGGUUAGUGUCUGUUACCAAGGACGUCACGUAUCGUUUUGUUGUUUUGUUUCGUGUGGAAAUAAAUAAAUAAGUAUGUACGCAAAUCACGCUGCGCAUUGGUCCACUGUGUAUGACGAUCGUGACACAUGCAUUUCUCCUGGUACAAGCAACCCUUGGGAGAUAAGCUUCAACUCUUAUCAAACGUAUAUAAGUUUGACAGGAAGGCAACAUUCUACCAUGAGUUUAAGGAUAACCCUCGCUUCUCAGUGGAAAAUGGCCAAGAAAAUAAUCACCUAAGGAUCUCAGACAUGCAGCUCUCUGAUUCAGGCACAUACUACUGUGGAAGUGCUUAUGGCAACAAGGUGGAGUUUGGAGAAGGAGCCAUUCUCAUAGUAAAAGGUACGUUUUUGAAAAACUUAAUUUACAGAUAUGCAGUAUUAUCUUAAUCAGAUGAGAUGUUGAGUUUGUACACUUUCUACAGUAAUAUUCUAGAGAUUAAAUGGGUUAUUUGAACUUCUUGUCAGGAUCAGGGUCCAGAAACAUGUAUGUGCUCCAGCAGCCUGUGUCUGAGUCAGUCCAGCCAGGAGACUAU